Messenger RNA from Scleropages formosus (Asian bonytongue), 1748 nucleotides. RefSeq names its product 5-hydroxytryptamine receptor 4. The record is from RefSeq and is a predicted model, not a curated record. Gene Ontology annotation, biological process: adenylate cyclase-activating adrenergic receptor signaling pathway; chemical synaptic transmission; regulation of appetite. The transcript has 6 exons. Gene Ontology annotation, cellular component: plasma membrane. Lineage: Eukaryota; Metazoa; Chordata; Actinopteri; Osteoglossiformes; Osteoglossidae. Gene Ontology annotation, molecular function: G protein-coupled serotonin receptor activity. The coding region runs from base 29 to 1216 and encodes 395 amino acids.
CUGAAAACCCCCAUGCAGGUGACCAGCGAUGGCCACUCAGUUGGACCCAACAGAGAAGCCAUUCAAUGGAGAGGUGAGCGCUGAACACGCACUUGAUCCUGUGGAGAAGGUUGUUCUUGCAGUCUUCCUGACCACAAUCAUCAUCCUGACGGUCCUCGGCAACCUGCUGGUUAUGGUAGCACUUUGCAAGGACAGACAGUUGAGGAAGAAGAAGACCAACUACUUCAUAGUGUCUCUGGCAUUCGCUGACCUCCUGGUGGCACUGGUAGUAAUGCCUUUUGCGGCUAUUGAGCUGACCACAGGUAGCUGGAGGUAUGGAGAGACCUCCUGCCUGGUUCGUACCUCGCUGGAUGUCUUGUUGACCACAGCCUCCAUCCUGCACCUGUGCUGCAUUGCCCUGGACAGGUACUAUGCAAUUUGCUGUCAGCCAUUAGUGUACAGGAAUAAGAUGACGCCCAUAAGAGUGGCUCUAAUGCUGGGUGGCUGCUGGGUCAUCCCCUCCUUCAUCUCCUUUCUUCCCAUAAUGCAAAGCUGGAACACCAUUGGCAUCGAGGACAUUAUCGAGGAACGGAGGCGGAGCAGUGCCACUAAUGAGACGUUCUGCAUCUUCCUGGUGAAUGGCCCAUACGCCCUGGUCUGUUCUGCUGUGGCCUUCUAUGUCCCUCUAGCCCUAAUGGUGCUUGCGUACCGUCGCAUCUACGUGACCGCCAUGGAGCAUGCCCGGCAGAUAGGCACACUGCACCGAGCAGGCUCCGCCCCCGAGCACCAGGCUGGGCCCGACCACCAGGGCUCCAGUCGCAUCAAAGUGGAGGCCAAGGCAGCCAAGACACUGGCCAUUAUCAUGGGCUGCUUCUGUCUCUGUUGGGCACCCUUCUUCCUCACCAAUGUGGUGGACCCAUUCAUACGUUACAGUGUGCCCUGGCAGGUGUGGACAGCCUGGCUUUGGCUGGGCUACAUCAACUCGGGCCUCAACCCCUUUCUGUAUGCCUUUCUAAACCGUGCCUUCCGCCGUGCUUUCUUAGUCAUCUUGUGCUGCGGGGACGAACGCUACGUACGCCAGGGCAGCUUUGGCCCCACACGGCCCUACACAGCCUCCUUCAAUGGGACCUCCAUCGCUCUCAGGCUGGCCUUCCCACCUAGCCGGGGCAGCAGUGACAAUGGCUGUCGGAUCCUUUCCAGCGAGCCGGAAUCUCAGGAGUCGGUGGGCACCACCUAGUGGAGCUGGCCACCGCUGCAGUAUCAUUGCGAGAGAUGCUCCAAAUGGAUGAUUCUUCAAGGUGGACCCACCCCUUAUAGCUGGACCCACUCGCAUGGCCAUUCGUCACGGGGACCUAAUCGAACUGCUUCAAGCCCCAGCGCUGGAUCGAAAUGGGCUGGACAUUAAACUAUUACCUUUUUCCUCUGCUGUAUAUUCCAGCCGCACUCCCUCUGUUAGGGCACAACGGUGUACUGGUGUGACGCCAUCAUCCGAACGGGUGCCUUUAACAAAUCACGUUAGAUACAUCCCUUGAACAUAGAAACACACCCCAGAGGGGUGUACACUACCUGCGCUGCCCUAGUCAACCUAGAUGUACAGCUGUACCAUGUUUGAUCUGGGUAUUUCACGCUGUUUUCCCUUUAUUUUUUUGUAGGAGAAAACUAAGAAUGAGCCAAGGACUUUUCCAGUGGCAUGCACAUGCCAAUAGAGAUCAAGAUUGUUGUAAACAGUGGUAAAGAUUGGGUCACCUCUUGAAGAGGUCUGAAACAGG